This is a messenger RNA of Xenopus tropicalis (tropical clawed frog), 1348 nucleotides long. It is a transcript of the gene tspan36, whose product is annotated as tetraspanin 36. The transcript has 6 exons. The record is from RefSeq and is a predicted model, not a curated record. The coding region runs from base 448 to 1059 and encodes 203 amino acids. Gene Ontology annotation, cellular component: membrane. NCBI's taxonomy places the organism in Eukaryota, Metazoa, Chordata, Amphibia, Anura, Pipidae.
CCAAUAAGGGUGCUCUGCCACUGGGCAUUUGGUUGUUCCAUAUUAGCAUAUUUCCCAGAUUUAAAAAUUGUGGCAUUUUAGACCCCAAUGCCCAGCUAGUUCAUUCAAGAACUCUUCCCAGUUCCCAUUGAAGCCAUCUUGGGUUGUAUUGUUGUAGAUAGACUGUUCAAUAAAAAUAGGGACAGUUGGAUGGUACGUACCAGCUUCUACUUGGUCUUCCAGCCACGAGAUAGUGAAAAAAGGCCGAACUCAAGACACUCAGAAACUGUAUUUUUCUCUAAUCCAAUCAGGAGAGGGCUUACUCUGUACCCAGUGGCUGAGUUCUCCUCCAUUCAGGAGCUCUCAGUCAGUCAGACAUUUUGAAGCACAAAAACAGCAGUUGAGAUUUGAGUUGUGCACCUAUAAUAAAGGCAUUAGAUAUCCACAAAGCAGAAAACACAGACGAAAAUGGUAAAUAUUGGUGUAAAGCAGAGAAGGGAAGAGGUGGUGGAUUUUGAAAAAGGAGAUUCCGUGCAUGGAAAGAAAAGAGUGAGCCACCUGUGUAUUAAUGAAGCAUUAGAGGUGUGGCUAUCGAACCUGGUGAGAAAGUUUAUGUUUCUGAUCUCCAUCAUCUUUGCUGCGGGAGUGGCUGCCAUGAUCUUGGGGCUUGUGUUUGUUGAUAAGAUUAACCCUGAACUGGAAAAAAACAUGGACAACCUGUUCAAGACGUAUAAUGGCGUAGAUGUCUCUAGCUCAACUGUAGAUUUUAUCCAAGAGCGGCUGGAGUGCUGUGGAAGGAAAAAUUAUACUGACUGGGAAGAAACAGACUGGUAUCAAACCAACAAGUCCCUGCCUAUGAGUUGCUGUAAGAAGAAUGCCCAGGAUUGCCAGCGAGUGAUUGGGCAGCAGAAGGACAUUUACACAGAGGCCUGUGAGCCAAAACUGGAGAAUCUGAUACACCAAGUGCUGCGCUAUUCCAUGUUCGUCAUCCUUGGUUUUGCCAUUGUAGAGCUCUUUGCGAUGAUCAGUAUAUGUGUGAUCUCCUGCCGACCCGCCCGGCACAGGUAUGAGCUUCUCUGAGUGGAACCCAAGGCCCAAGAACAAAACCCAAAGGAACAUUAAAAGAACCAUUGCACUUCUUGUGCUCAUUCAUGAACAAAAGCUGCAAAUCCCUGCAGGACUGUGACCUUUGUCUCCAUUAUCUUGUUGUCUGUGUCUGUGUAUAAACUUAUAGAGCUUCAUGGGAGCCAAAUGCCCUUUCCACCGGCUCUCCGCUUGCAUAACUGCAUUAGAUCAGCCCCAGACCUUCAGCUCACAUGCCUUUGUUUUUGGAAUAAAAAAAAUAUGUAAUAAAAAUUUAAAAAAAAAA